Molecule: messenger RNA, 753 nt
Organism: Phytophthora sojae
Lineage: Eukaryota; Oomycota; Peronosporomycetes; Peronosporales; Peronosporaceae
Exons: 3
Coding region: 1-753 (250 amino acids)
Molecular function (GO): S-adenosylmethionine-dependent methyltransferase activity
Source: RefSeq, a predicted model, not a curated record
AUGAGCGACCAACUCGAGCAGGUGCGCGAGCGCUGGAAUGCGUUCGCCCCUCGCUUCACCGAGACGGCGAACAGGCGCAUGACGCUGCAGUGCUCGCAGCACUUGCACUCGCACAUGCAGCUCGACUGCGCGCAAAACGCCAAGCGGACGUUCACGGUCACGGACCUGUCCCCCGUGAUGGUCGGACUGGCCGAGAAGAACUUGAGCGGCGUGGGCUCGGCCAACGUUGAGAUCAAGUGCCGGGAAGCCAAUGGUCAGGACCUGGUGGGGGUGGCCACGAGCUCAGUGGACCGCUACAUUGCCAGUCUCUGCAUCCAGCUCGCCCCUGACCCAGACGCCAUCCUCCGAGAGGCCAACCGCGUCUUGACGUCCGACGGCAUCGCGGGGUUCACUAUUUGGGGGUCACCGGAGCGCAGUGGCAACUUCACCAUUGCCUCCGCCGCUAACAAGGAAAUGGGCUUCGAGGAGGGCGCGGGCGAGCACUCGAACUUCGCCAUGGGCAAGGACCUCCCUGCGCUGCGCCAGCGGUUCGCAGCGGCUGGGUUCACGCGCGUGCAGAUUUGGCCGUUCCAGUGCGUCGUGGAGCUCUGGAGCGGCGAGGAGUUCGCCAAGUUCCUCGAGAGGACGCACCCGAUGGAGGACGGGGCGCUGCGGGCCAAGCACCACGCGAUCGUCACGCGCAUGGCCGACGAGUGGCUCGCCAAGGGCACUCCGAUCGGCCUGGAGACCUACAUCAUCCUCGCGCGGAAGUGA